Messenger RNA from Conger conger (European conger), 1134 nucleotides. It is a transcript of the gene mrps7, whose product is annotated as mitochondrial ribosomal protein S7. The transcript is spliced from 5 exons. Gene Ontology annotation, molecular function: rRNA binding; mRNA binding; structural constituent of ribosome. Gene Ontology annotation, cellular component: ribosome. Gene Ontology annotation, biological process: translation; ribosomal small subunit assembly. NCBI's taxonomy places the organism in Eukaryota, Metazoa, Chordata, Actinopteri, Anguilliformes, Congridae. The coding region runs from base 86 to 772 and encodes 228 amino acids. The record is from RefSeq and is a predicted model, not a curated record.
UCGAUGUCACCCCCAAAAAAGUUCUGUAGUGAUCAGGCAGUAUUAUAGACAGCCUACACAGAGGUCCUUCGCCACACAUUUCAAGAUGGCUGCGUCCAUCGGAAAUUUUUUGAAACCUUGGAGACCCAGCGUCUUGGUGACGAGAUGGGCGAGGUACAACCCUUACUACCUGGAGCCAGAGCCUCGCAAGGAGGUCUACGACAUACCAGAGACCGAGUUGACGGAGGAGGAAAAAAAGGAACGAGAGCUCAAAGCGGUCAGGCCGAUAAAAGCGGCACCACCUGCGCUUACCAGCUCCGUUUUCAACGACCCAAUGAUAAGUAAAUUUAUCAAUAUGAUGAUGCAUGACGGCAGGAAGCGUCUGGCGAGCGAGAUCAUGAUACAGACUCUAGAGAGAAUGAAGAGGAUCCAAGUGGAGAAGUACCACAAGGCCCCCGACGCCGAGAAGCCGGAGAUUGACUGCAACCCGUACGCCAUCUUCCACAAGGCUCUGGAGAACUGCAAGCCUGUGGUGGGCCUACGGAACGUGAAGAAGGGAGCAAAGGUCUACCAGGUACCCACCGCGCUCACCGACAACCGGCGGCGUUUCAUGGCCAUGAAAUGGCUAAUCACGGAGUGCCGCGAGAACAAGCACCGACGCACGCUCAUGUACGAGAAGCUGAGCCAGGAGCUGCUGGAAGCCUCGGCCAACAAGGGCAGCGUGGUGAAGAAGAAACACGACCUGCACAGGAUGGCGGAGGCCAACCGCGCGUACGCGCACUUCCGCUGGUGAACAAACCCCGCUGUUCUUCUUGCGACAGUGAGGAUUGUUCACCUUGGACUGGGUUGCUGUCAUGUAAUUCCUUGUAUGGGAUGGAGCUGGAACUCACCAUUCACAUCAUAGGGCGCGAUGAAUGAAACAUUUAUGUAUAAAUGUUUUCAUAAAUGCUUCAUUUUUGUAUCCAAGUGUCUGAAAUGUUUAUUAUGAUGCAGGGUUCAUAUAGUGGUAGGGCCCCAUUCUAAAGGACAUGGAGUGGAUGACUUCAUAUGAACAUUAUAAUUAUUGUAAAGUGUACAAAUAUUGAAUAAAUUGGAUGUAACAUUGUUUUCUUGUGACUGAUAUGCCAAGGUAAUAAAAUUAUUUUCUAGAGUUAA